UUGAUCUUAAAAGCCAUUUUUUUUGUGGUCAGUUUCAUACAUAUUUGGUUUCUCUCUUUCUCAAAUCGCAAAACGCUUCUCUCUCUCUCUCUCUGUAUUCAAACCUCACCGAAUCCCAAACACCCCACCAUGUCUUCUGGCCGGAAAAUCACCUUGAAGAGCUCCGACGGCGAGAUCUUCGAGGUCGAUGAAGCGGUCGCCUUGGAGUCACAAACGAUCAAGCACAUGAUCGAAGACGACUGCGCCGAUAGUGGAAUCCCCCUUCCUAAUGUUACCAGCAAGAUCUUGUCCAAGGUUAUCGAGUACUGCAAGAAGCAUGUGGAGUCCCCUAAGCCUGAGGAUCGUACUGGCUCCGUCGACGAUGACCUCAAGACUUGGGACAGCGAAUUCGUCAAAGUCGACCAGGCCACCUUAUUCGAUCUCAUUCUGGCUGCAAACUAUCUCAACAUCAAAAGCUUGCUUGAUUUGACUUGUCAGACGGUGGCUGACAUGAUCAAAGGAAAGACUCCAGAGGAGAUCAGGAAGACAUUUAACAUCAAGAAUGACUUUACACCCGAGGAAGAGGAAGAGGUUCGUAGGGAGAACCAAUGGGCAUUUGAAUAAAAAAAGAGUAAAAGGGAUGGAAUCACUUAUAUGUUGUUAACUUUUCUCUUGCGCAUGGUGAUAUUUGAUGCUUGUGUUAUCUGUUGUGUUAAACUCUUGUGAUGUUCGUUGGGUGUUAACUAUAUAUUCUACAAUGUUAUCUUUCAUCCAA
Molecule: messenger RNA, 754 nt
Organism: Cucumis melo (muskmelon)
Lineage: Eukaryota; Viridiplantae; Streptophyta; Magnoliopsida; Cucurbitales; Cucurbitaceae
Product: SKP1-like protein 1B
Exons: 2
Coding region: 130-603 (157 amino acids)
Biological process (GO): SCF-dependent proteasomal ubiquitin-dependent protein catabolic process
Cellular component (GO): cytoplasm; nucleus
Molecular function (GO): cullin family protein binding
Source: RefSeq, a predicted model, not a curated record